ACGAGGAGUGCCGGGAAAGGGCCUUCCUCGGCACUCCGCAAUUUGCGGAAACCGGUAAGUUUCAGACGUCAGAAGAGCGGGCGGCAAACGGGGAUCAUCCGCCCGGGGAGGCGUCGUCGACUGACCGGUGCUUGCCGUCAAGACUGCUGAGGGCAGAGCUCGAGAGGCGAGACUUCAACUUUCCAGCGGCCCAGGUGGAGUUGUUUGUGGAGCACAACGUCAACGGCUGCUGCGAGGCAGCGGACGCGGUUGCGCAAGUGCAGCGUUGGCAGGUCCAAAAGCUGCAAGCGGACGCUCGGAAACGGGCAACCGCAAGCAGGCGGGCUGCGAAUCUGGGGGGAGGGGAACGUCAGGGGGCGGCCGGUAGAGAGACACGGGCUGGUUGUCCGUUGUGCGGAGAAACCGGCCACGGGGAGGCGGCCUGCCCGGCAAGAACGGUCGACGAUGGUGCGGCCAGCAGGGGCGCUCACGACAGUGGAAAGGUGUGCUCCGCCUUUGUCGUCUCGGUGGACUGGCAUGGACGAAGUGCAGCGAUUGGUGAUGACGCUGACUUCUGGUUAGCGGUCGACAACGGGUUUGAACCGGGCAGCAGAACCGAGUUGAGCAUCGAAUGGUUGUCGAUCGGAGCCGCGGCGCCGGAGGUGUACGUUUGGGAACGGGAAGACACGGAGGCGAAAGCUCGUCGUGCGGUUGAGGGCAUCAGAAUGGAGGCGUGCGAGGGUGGCUACAGGCUGCCCGAAAGUGAGCGCAGGAAAGUCCUGGAUGCAGUGGAGGCGUUUCGAGCACGAGAGACGUUGGUCGAGGAGCGAGAACGAGGGCGCUCGCUCUCCGACCUGUGCGGGUUGUGUGAGGUUAACCACGGGGAAGAAGACGAGCAAGUUCUCUGCGAUGGGUGUGAUAGAGGCUUCCACUUAGAGUGUCUAGAUCAGGCGAAAAUAGAGUAUCCAGAUGAUGUCUUAGAAGACGGGGUCGAAUGGUUGUGCUCUGGUUGUGAUGAGAAGUCUGCCCUGUCGGCGGAAGCAGAGAGAGUCUCCGCAAAGGAUGCGAGAAUAAAGGCCAGCAGCACGCCGCUGAAGCGCUUGCUAUACGCACCGCCGGCCGCCGCCGCCGCCACCUCCAACCCCCCGACCUCUCACCGACACUCCGUUUUCUGCUACGCCCCCGCCGCCGUGCCCCACCCCCCGCAAGCGAGGGAAAGAGUCCGUUGGGAAGAACCGAGAAUGUAG
Molecule: messenger RNA, 1226 nt
Organism: Klebsormidium nitens
Lineage: Eukaryota; Viridiplantae; Streptophyta; Klebsormidiophyceae; Klebsormidiales; Klebsormidiaceae
Source: the annotation of a GenBank genome assembly